Molecule: messenger RNA, 3204 nt
Organism: Vitrella brassicaformis
Lineage: Eukaryota; Vitrellaceae
Source: the annotation of a GenBank genome assembly
GCCCAUCAUGUCAUCGGUCUGUUGCGGUGGGACUGGCGCACUCGGAUGACGACUGGACCAAUGCCUCCACAUCAGUCAGCAUAAAAGCUCAGCCAAAACUGGAACAAAAUGGGUCGGUCAGUUUCCGACACUGAAGGCAGGGAGGGAGGGAGGGUGGCAAGUGAAGACGAAGGACGAAGAGGUAGGUACACGGCCACAAUGAGUCAUGACAUGACAACACACAGGCACCCCGCAGCCAUACGGACGCGACAUCUGUUUAUUUACAGGCCCGAUUACCCCCACUACAUGUCCGACGCCAACCAUCACACAGGGUAGCUCGCUAGAAAGACUUAAACAAGGUGUGUGAAUGCAUACAUGCUUGCUUGAAAGCGGCGUCUGAGGGCGCGAGAGGGUAGAUGCGAUGCGAUCAGGACGGCUUGGUGCUGACGUGUGGUGUGGUGCUUCUCUUCAAAAAGAAGAGUGUGCGGGAGGGAGGGUGUGGCAGUGAGCUGUGGCGUGUCCAUCUAUCGACCACACCCACAACGGCCGACGGACGGAAGAAAAACCUCUUCUGUGUGACCCAAGCAGUGUCGUGGGUGGGUGGAUGGGUGGAUGGAUGGAUAGAGCGAAUAAGACAGACAGGCAGACACGAAUUCCCCUCCCUCUCAAGGCAUGCGAUAGACGGUGCGGUAGUCUCCUGUGCUGUGCUCUGCUGUUCUGUUCUGUCAAGUCAGUCAGUCGGUCAGUCAGUCCGUACUCCAAACAAACCACAACGAGCGAGUGCAUCGCACCCACACACUGACUCACCCGUACGUGCCCUCCCUACCCCCCGCUCGCCAACAAAGCCCCACCCACGACUUUGCAGCCCUCACGGACAGCACCAGGCAGGCAGGCAGGCAGCUAUACACAGUCCAUCCAUCCAUCAAUUCAUCCAUCCAUCCAUCCAGACACCAAUGAGGGAGGGAGGGAGGGAGGGAGGGAAGCAAGAUAGAAUGACUGUACACACGACACACACCACACCCGACGACGAACGAGGUGCGGUGCACAGGCUGUCUUUGCCUGUCUGAAUUUAAAGAUACUCCUGACUUGACUUGCCUUGCCUGACUUCCAUUCAUGUGCCCAACCAACCAGUGAAGCGACACGCACACACGCUUCAUUCAUUCAGCCAGUCAGCGAAUGAGCCAAAGCACGCCAGAGGAAGGAACCGAACAGGACAUUUCUUUUCAGGCUGUUGCGAGCUCGCCCUUGAGUACGGGAGGGAUGUUCGGGCUCUGCUCGCUGCUGAGACCAUUCAGCCCUUCCUGCCGCCGAUCCUCACUCACGGGGAUGAACCUACACCAAUGUUACGCAAAGAGAGGAAAUUGACGUCGCACACAUGAACAAGUGAACGGCACAUGUGUAUGCAGGUGGAUAUAUGUUCAGUGGAUGGAUGUGCUGUGGUGUGGUGUGGUGUGUACCUCCAGACGACUGCCAGCGUGGCCCCGGUGACGGCCAUCCACACCACAGACACCGCAGGGGGCACACGAACCUGACACGACGCGCAGACAGACAGACAGACAGACAGACAGAAUGGUGAGAGGGGAGUCAACAGUGUUUUCUCCAUCCACGUUGACUGACCGCGAAGUCAGCGAAGUGCAGCUUGGCAAGGAGGAAGCCGAAUGCCGACGACUUCAUGGCCGUCUCGAUCGCAAUGGUCCGCGCCGCAACCUCACCCAAACCCAUCGCCUGGCGAACACGACAUGCACGAGACGACACAAUGAAUGCAUCACGGUCCCGGAGGCCUCUUUGUGUUGGUUCAUGCCAUCGGUGGCAGUGAGUGUCUGACCUUGGGAAUGAAGAAGCCAAAGAGCCCCCCCAGUAGGUGGAGGAGGAUGAUGGGUAUCUGCAGCUUGAUGCCCGCGUCAAGGAUAGGCUGGCUGACCUGCGCCACCGACGACGCAACCAGCAGACACGUCGAUAUCACACCCACCAGGGGCGUCACCGGCAGAAUCGCCUGGAAUGAAACACAGCAACAUACGUGCCGUCCGUCCGUCCAUCCACCCACCCAUCCAUCCAUCCAUCCAUGCAUCCAUCCAUAAAAAUCCACUCACUCAUUCAAGCUGGUACCUGUCUGUCUGUCUGUCUGUCUGUCUGUCUUUGGCUGGCUGUUCCUCAGUUCAUUCAUGUGACACACUACCUGACUCACCUACCUUGACAGCUUUGUUGAAGAACCUGUUGGCCAUCAUGCCGACAGCAAUGGGUCCCAGGACGACUGUCAUGGUGCUCUUGACGAUGCCGACAGCGUCCAGCGCCACACUGGUGCCCAGCAGGGCCUUGCAUAGGAGGGGCGUCGCGAAGAUGGCGCCGAUGGUUGUGGCCGUCGUCAUCAGCACCGACAGCGCCACGUCGCCCCGGGCAAUGUACGUGCACAAAUUCGACGCCUGCCCGCCGUUGAUGCACCCUACCAACACCAGACCUGCCAACCACACAGUCAGCAAUGUGCACAAAGACAGCACAGCACCCCUAUGUCUACGUGCGUACACAUGUACCUGCGGCAAGUGUCUUGUCGAGUCCCGCGACGGUUCCGAGGAGCUUGGCGAGGUAGGGCAUCAGUGCAUAGCACCCGACCAGCCCCACACCCACACUCGCCGGCCGCUUGAGGACCUCGAUGAAGUCCUGCGGCGUCAAAGUGAUGCCCAUCGACAGCAUCAGGACGGCCAGCGCACCCGUGAAGUACUCUGUCGUGAACCAGUUGAACGACGCGGGGCUCAUCAAUGCUAUGUAUGAGAACAGAACGGUCUGCAACAAGCCAUCCAGCCAGCCAGGCAGACGAACAAACCAGACAGACAGACAGACAGUGCACGCUGCAUCGCAACGCCUCGACCUCUCUAUGUGUGACUGACCCAAAGGGGGAAGAGGUUCGUCAGCACGUCGCUGAUCUUGACGUAGGCCUCAUACGCACGACUCCUCUUCGAUGCGGCGGCAUCCUCGGUUGCUCGCAGAGCACUCGGGUCCCGCUGGACACGCUGCAGACUGCUGACAGAUGGACUUGAAUGAGGCCUCAUGCGGCGCACUGACCGACGCACUGGCUGCAGGGCGGGCAUGACAAAUGCCGCAUCUUCCAUGACGGGCAGGGCUGACGAUAGUCGUGGCGGUCCUGUCGCACAGCAUGCUGAAACGAGCGCAACGAAGACAGACACGGCUGUGGCUGCACAGGAUGGCUUCAUGCUGCACACAGAUCCUCUC